Scatophagus argus is the source of this 4195-nucleotide messenger RNA. It is a transcript of the gene fam20ca, whose product is annotated as FAM20C golgi associated secretory pathway kinase a. Gene Ontology annotation, molecular function: protein serine/threonine kinase activity. NCBI's taxonomy places the organism in Eukaryota, Metazoa, Chordata, Actinopteri, Scatophagidae. The record is from RefSeq and is a predicted model, not a curated record. Gene Ontology annotation, biological process: protein phosphorylation. Bases 925 to 2640 code for a protein of 571 amino acids. The transcript has 10 exons. Gene Ontology annotation, cellular component: Golgi apparatus.
CAGUCCACAGCAUUUCCUCCCCGACGCUCGCCUUUCAUGUCACUUUUUCUACUUGUAUGUGCAGACGCAGCCAAUCUCUUCUCUCAUGACGCCACCGAGGCUGGGCUCAGAGGGCUUGGAUCACAAUAUUAACACACCCACCCUGGAUGAACACUUGGAAGGGAAACAAGGCAGUGUUAAGGGGACAAAUUGCAACCAGGAUCCCUGCACCUGCCAGCCAGUCUCAGAUUUGACUUCGGCGGGGGCUCGCAGCAGCUCCGGCGGAGAAGCCGGACCGCAGCCAAGCAUCUCAGCGAAUCGCCUGUUAUGUUUAUAGGAUUUCCACUUUCUUUUUGUUUCAAAAUUAUCAACCAAUCGUUAAUACUAUGACGACCGUGUUUUUGCGGACUAUAUCAACCUCUCCUGUUUACUUUUUUUCACCCAGAAGACAGUUGUGACUCAUUUUGACAUCUCACUCCGAGCUCCGAGCAACACGAGGAAGCAGAUUUGAGGAAGAAUAUCGGUGUUUUUUAACAGGACGCUCCUUCCCCUCGCUACCUUUUCUUAACGAUUCAUUUAGUGGCCCGUCCUCCCGAAACUGUAUCCUGUUCAACAAGGUAAUGAAUGAAGAACACUUCUUGAUCCGCUGCCAGUGAAGUGUCCGGUGAUCGCGAUGUGUCGGUCUGCCCACCUGUCUGGGAAUGAGGAAUUAGGACUCUUGUAAAAAAAAAAAAAAAAGAAAAUACAUGAAAAAAAUGAACAUAGACUGAUCACACGAUGGAGUUGUUAACAUAGAUUGACAGGCAUUAUGUGUGCAGUGAUCACAGUAAAUCUUCAAACCAACGUCGCUGCUUUGUCAUCGCAUACUGUUGGACAUCAGUGUCGGUGCCGUGAGGUGCGCUGCGCUUAAAGCUCAUCCUACUCUGUGUCAAGAAAGAAAAACAAAUGAUAAAGAUGAUAUUGUUUCGUAAAUUCAGGGUGCUGAUACUCAUGGUGUUUUUGGUAGCGUGCACCAUGCACAUCAUGAUAGACUUGUUACCCAAACUAGAGAAGCGAGCGGCGGGAGCGGACGGCGGGGAAGGCGGCUGUCAGUGCGCUCACCACCCGAGCGGCGAGUCGCAGGGCUGGGGGAAGCAGCGCGCCAGGUCGGCGGCUGAAGCGGGCUGGCCUAACAAGCACACGCUGAGAAUCCUGCAGGAUUUCAGCAACGAGCCGAGCUCCAACCUCACGUCCCACUCCCUGGAAAAGAUCACAGCAGCCGCGGAUAAAGCAGAGUCUUUCAGGCGGACGAGACCGUCGGCGGAGGACAACAAGCCCCUCAUCGGAGACGCGAGCGGGGGUCGCGCAGUCCCUGCCCACGGUGCCUCCCGUCUGUCUGCUCUGUUUGAGCAUCCUUUGUACAAGGUUGACCUUCCUCCCCUCACGGACGAUGACACUUUGUUUAACGUCAACACCGACAUCAGGUUUUAUCCCAGAGCCCAGGGGAACCAAGGAUGGCACAAUGAGGAAGGGAAUGAAGAGGAGGAGGAGUUCUCGCCAACUGGAGAGGUGACUGCAGAGUCUUACCCCAACUGGUUACGUUUCCAUAUUGGCAUCAGCCGCUACGAGCUGUACUCCAGACACAGUCCUGUGCUGGAUGCUCUGUUGAAGGACCUGGUCACACAGAGGAUCACCAGCGUGGCCAUGAAAUCAGGAGGCACCCAGCUGAAGUUGAUUAUGACUUUCCAGAACUAUGGACAAGCACUGUUUAAGCCGAUGAAGCAGACCCGGGAGCAGGAAACCCCACCAGACUUCUUCUACUUCUCUGACUUUGAGAGGCACAAUGCUGAAAUUGCCGCCUUUCACUUGGACAGAAUUCUUGACUUCCGGAGAGUGCCCCCGGUGGCAGGACGACUUGUCAACAUGACGAGGGAAAUCAGAGACGUGACUCGUGAUAAGAAGCUGUGGAGGACCUUCUUCAUCUCACCAGCCAAUAACGUCUGCUUCUACGGUGAGUGCUCGUACUACUGCUCCACAGAGCACGCUCUGUGCGGUAAACCCGACCAGAUUGAGGGCUCACUAGCAGCCUUCCUGCCAGACCUGAACCUGGCAAAACGCAAGACCUGGAGAAACCCCUGGAGACGUUCCUACCACAAACGCAAGAAAGCUGAGUGGGAGGUGGAUCCAGAUUACUGUGACGAGGUUAAGCAGACUCCUCCGUAUGAUCGAGGCACUCGACUGCUGGACAUCAUGGAUAUGACGAUCUUUGACUUCUUGAUGGGCAACAUGGAUCGACAUCAUUAUGAAACUUUUGAGAAGUUUGGAAAUGACACCUUCAUCAUUCACUUGGACAACGGGCGAGGGUUUGGAAAACACUCCCAUGAUGAGCUGUCCAUCCUGGUGCCUCUCAGCCAGUGCUGCAGGGUGAGGAAAUCCACUUACCUGCGUCUCCAGCUGUUGGCCAAAGAGGACUACCAGCUGAGCUCGCUGAUGGAGGAGUCUCUGCUCCGUGACAAACUGUCCCCCAUCCUCAUCCAGCCUCACCUCCAGGCCAUGGACCGCAGGCUUCGGCUGGUGCUGCAGGUCCUGAUAGGCUGCAUAGAGAAAGAAGGCUACAUUAAUGUCGUGGAGGAAGAUAUGGCUGGGGACAUGGCCACCCACAGGAGCCCAGGCCACAGGUAGUGAGGGCAAGGGGUGACAGAAAAACCACCAGUGACACAUGGAAAAUGGGCCACGUCUGUGGCUGCUCAAGCAAUGGGACUGCACCAGAAGUCUCACUUUACUGAUAUCGAGCUGAAUUCAGUGAAUUCCAAGACUUGCCAUCAUUGCCUCUAUGGAACCUGCUUUUGAGUGUGUCUGUAAAGAAGAAACUGAGCACAGUUGCCAUGAAAGACUCCCACAGAGGCUUUGUAUUUGUUAGCUACAGAUGUAUUUUGGUUGUCAGAUGUUCUACCAGACAUAAAGGAACCGCUGCUGUGUUCUGACUUUGUCCUGUUUGUUUUGUAUAUGGAGGAUUUGUUUCAUGUGUUUUAUUAUAUUAGUACAUAACCAAAUGAGAACCUACACUGACUGGGCAGCAUAUGGUCAGACAAUAAGCUUUAUGAGUUAUAACGACGGAUGAAAAAGGUUAAAUAGCGUGUGGACGUUUUCAAGAUAUUUUGUUUUCGCAUUCGGUUUUCACCUUUUGCAAUCAGCCAUAUCAGCAGAGAAAAUGAAUUCAAGCCUGGCACGUACCACCCACAGCCAGGAAAAUAAAAGUUUCCGAGUAGUGUGUUCUCUUUAUCUUUAUAAGCUUUUUGUCUCGGCACAGACUUUCAACAGACUAGACUGAAAAUGUUAUCACGAACAUAGAUCUGAGUGCAAGUAUAUUUAAAGCUGUGGUUCAGCCUUCUCUUUGCCUUAUUCUGAUUUGAUAUCUCUCUCUUGUUUUUACUUUCUCAUCUCCCCUGCAAGUCUGUCUUGCAAUACAACUUCGCAACACUAAAAUGGUAUUUACCAAACCAAAAAUAUUCACAGAUCAGUGUGCUGGUUCGUGUUCAUUAAAUGGCAUGACAGUUCACUCACUAAAGCAUUUAGUCCCAUCUGCGCUAUGAUUUCACAGUUUACGCAAUGCAAAAUGUUUGUAUGUUGAUUCAUUUUUAUGAGAUUUCAUGUCCAAAUAACUAUUUAUUGGUGUGUUACAAAGAAUAACAGUUGGUUUAACAAAUUCUGGGUUUUAUAUGUUGGGAAACAUUUAUCGUAGGGUUACGUUUGGAUAGUAUUUAAAUUGACAUUCCUUUGGGUACUAUUUUUAUGUUGAAAUUAUAGAAAACAAGAAAGCUUUUUGGACGUUUUACGUUGUUAACGUGGUGCCAUGCGAUUUUCAAUUUCCUCCCAAGAGUCCUGUGCACUGGCUGACCCAGUACUUGUGCAAUGACAAAUAAUACACUACUUGAAUGUUUUUGGGUUGGCAGUAUGGACAGGAUUCAUCAAACUACAAACAAGCCUGAGCGGCUGGACUCUGAGAAAUGCUUUGGGGUGAUAAAGGGGUUAAAAUGCCUCGUCCCACUGCAGGGAUAACCUCGGGCACUGCUCUUUGAUUUUCAUAUUCUCAGUGUAAAUACCUAUAAAUACUUGGAAGACCUAACAAGCUUCACCGCACAGUGAUUUGCUUCUGUUUUCUGCUGUUGCAUCGUUACUGUGAAGAUCUGUUUGCUAAACGAUUAAAGUGUGCAAUAAAAACGAAAGUGAGCACAAA